UACUUUAAAAAAACAAAAUAGGAGGAAAAACGGAUCCAUUUCCUCUGUUCCUGAUGUGAAAUCUGAUUGGUUGGGGAGCUCUGUAUCCUGUAGGUCCCGGUAUAGCUAAAAUCUAAUUGGCUGGAGAGUGAAAUUUCAACCACCCACCAGCCAAUCCAGUCCUGGAGAGCUUGUACUGUGAUUUCAACUUUGUGAGCUGAACUUGUGGGGAGAAGAGACAUCAGGGUUGGGAGUGAGGACAGAAGUCCUGUGAGACUGCUGCUGCCCCAGAGGCUGUUCCUGGUUCCAGCGAUGGCGGCUGCAGGUCUGAGAGAGGAGCUGAGCUGCUCCAUCUGCCUGAUCCUUUAUACCGACCCAGUCACCCUGCCCUGUGGGCACAACUUCUGCCGGGGCUGCAUUGGGGCAGCAUGGGACUCCCAGGGGGGCUCUGGGGCUUAUUCCUGCCCUGAAUGCAGAGAGGAGUAUCCGGAGCGCCCCGCCCUGCCCAGGAACAGAACUCUGGGUAACAUAGCAGCGCGACUCCUCACUAUUGCCCCCGAGCCGGGGGAGAGCGGGACCCUCUGCACUUACUGUGUCCAUUCCCCUGUACCUGCCGCUAAAUCCUGUCUGCAUUGUGAGGCCUCUCUGUGUGAUACCCACCUGCUGGGGCACAGCCAGUCAGAGAAGCACAUCCUAACUGCCCCCACCCGCUCUUUUGGGGAGAGGAAAUGCCCCCGACAUGAUGAACUCCUGACUUACUACUGCCCCCAGGACUCGGCCUGUGUCUGUGCCCACUGCUGUCAGAUUGGGGGGCACCGGGGCCACAGGGUGGAGCUGCUGAGUGAGGCCUCUGAGAAGAAGAAGGAGACACUGAGGAAAGUUCUGGAGAAUCUGAGCCCAGAGAGAGAGGAGACUGAGGGGCAAAUCCAGAGGCUGCAGGAGCGCAGGAGGGAAGGGGCAGAAGCGGCAGCCGCUGAGACAGAGAGAGUCAUUGCCCUGUGUAGGGGCAUCAGGGAAGAGCUGGAAGCCCUAGAGAAGCGACUCCUGAGUGACAUCUCCAGGCAGAAAGAGGAGCUCUCACUCCCACUCACUGAGCUGAUCCAACAGCUGGAAAUAAAGAGGGACGAGCUGUCCAGGAAGAUCCGGCACAUUGAGGGGCUGCGCAACAUGGCAGCUCCACUCACUGUCCUACAGGAACAGGAAUCCCUUGCCUUCUGUGGGGCUGAGGGGGCAGGUACUGGGGGCAGAAAGAGAGAGGAUAUAAAAGUCCCGGCUGUACAGGAUCUGGAUGUGGUUCGGCUCUCAGAGAUAAUGAUCCAGAGCUUAGAGGGGCAAGUGAGUGAGAUAAAGAGAGGCUACUGCCCCCGGGAGAACCCAUUCCUGCUGCUGGAUGGGAACUCUGUGCAUAGAGAUCUAGAAAUUACAGAGAACAGUAAGAAAGCUCAGUACUCGGUGGGUAGGGAGGGCAGUUAUCAGACGUCAGAAAGCUUUAGGGAUCACCCCCAGGUACUAAGCACCAGGAGUUUCCCCUCGGGGCGACAUUACUGGGAUGUAGAUUGUAGUGAAUCAGGGAACUGCCGGGUGGGCGUGGCCUAUCCCAGUAUAGAGAGGGGGGGUAAUAAGUCCCAUAUUGGGAAUAAUAACAAGUCCUGGGUGCUGAGUCACAGGAAUUACAUUUGUCGGAGCAGAUAUGAAUGUUCAGCUUCUGUGGUACAUAGUGGAGAAGAAACCAGUUUAUCUUGCCCCCCCAACAGAUCUCAGCCAAUCAGGCAAAUCCGAGUGUUCCUGGACUAUGAGGCCGGUCGCCUGUCCUUCUAUGAUCUGAGUGAGCCAAUCAGGCACUUACACACCUUCACCGCCAAAUUCACGGAGCCCCUCCAUGCUGCAUUCUGGGUAAGGGAGGGCAGUGUGACCAUUAAUCAAUAAACUGCCCCACUGAAAGUACCAGGAACAUCAGUCAUUCCCAUCCUCUGUGUGUGACAAUCCAUUGGUACAGAUGUGGCUCCGCCCUCUGAAAAACUGCCCAACUGCCCCCGCCAUUGCCUUCAGUAGGAAGCAGCUGGCUCUGUCCAUCUGGGGUUCUUUAUUGGAGGCAAUAGGAGGUGGCAGGGGGCAUUUCUUUCAUUUGAUUACCAUGUUAUUCCCCAGCACAUAUAUAUUAUAUAUACAUUCCCUUACAUAAGUCACAAUCACUGGGGCAAAUAUUGGCCCCUCCCCCCCCAUGACUGUAUUUACUUACCUGAUACCCCAGGCCGGUGCUGCUAUCAGCAGAAAACUGCCCCAUUCUGGGGUGCCCUAGGGAAGCAAAGAAAGAUGAGCAGUUUUGGGUUAAUUUAUACUUAAAUGUUGAUUUUAUUGCUCAAUUUCCACUUAACCUGUCGGCGCAUUAUUUGCCGUUCACUGCAAUAAAGAGUUUUUUUUGCAACAAAAAAA
This is a messenger RNA of Xenopus tropicalis (tropical clawed frog), 2412 nucleotides long. RefSeq names its product tripartite motif containing 39 like gene 3 (gene trim39l.3). Gene Ontology annotation, molecular function: zinc ion binding. Bases 292 to 1905 code for a protein of 537 amino acids. The record is from RefSeq and is a predicted model, not a curated record. Gene Ontology annotation, biological process: antiviral innate immune response. Lineage: Eukaryota; Metazoa; Chordata; Amphibia; Anura; Pipidae. The transcript has 3 exons.